Messenger RNA from Ruditapes philippinarum (Manila clam), 2086 nucleotides. RefSeq lists its product as uncharacterized. The transcript is spliced from 12 exons. Bases 143 to 2071 code for a protein of 642 amino acids. Lineage: Eukaryota; Metazoa; Mollusca; Bivalvia; Venerida; Veneridae. The record is from RefSeq and is a predicted model, not a curated record.
AUCUUAUGAAUGCAAAUGUAAAUAAUUGCCAUAUCUCCACCACGUUAAAAAUAAAAGAUAUUCGAUUUAAACAAAAUAAUGACUUUAAACCGAGACAUAAAAUAUUUAAAUUAUUAAAUUAUUUUUAAAAGCAUUUAAAACAAUGGGAGGUUUAAAUAUUUUUGACGUAAAAUUUGGAUUUUUAAUCAUGUUUCUAAAAUUGCAUUUAUCAGUAACCCAGGAUUGUACCCUCCCGGAAGAGCUUUGGGGUAGCUGGACGAGUUCCAACCUUGAUACAAUAGUCAUCACUGGAUCGUCACCCAGUCUCACAUUUUCCAAAACGUUCACUGGACAGACCGUCACUGCAAACGAAAUGGAGUGCCGAUUUAUAUCCGGAACGCAAUAUAUUCUACAGUCAAAGGUUACAAUUCCUACGUUCAGUUUAGCCAAUCCUAUAUAUAUGUGGAUGUGUCUAGAUCUGCGAAGAACCAGUGCAUAUUCUUAUUACUACUAUCUGAACUCGCCUACAGAGAAUGGUUUCGAUGGCUACCGUUUAGUUGGUCUACCAGAUGGUUCAUUUACGUCAGCUGAUGUGUGCAUAGAAACGCUUGAUGCAGCCGAAUUUAACAUUAUGAUAAAAGACGGUUUUGAGAUAGAUGCCGUAAAUAAUGUCAUGUGCGCAGAUGCCAUUCUUGGGUCCUACAAUUACACAUACACGGACUCUACAGGGACCUCGUGUGAGGGUACUGGAGCCUACAUCAAUUCUUGCGAUAAUUCAAACAGAACACAGAUAACAGUAAACAAUACUGGCUGCUCGUCUAUCAAUCCAUUCUAUUCAACUGGUGGUGAAUUAGGAUGUAUUGCCAAUGUGUAUGACUCUAGUUCUAAUGUUUAUUAUAUUUCGCUGUACAACCUUGACGUUUCUCCUUCAACAACGUUCAUUUGCAUAGCUGUUACCCAGGCCAGCAAUGGCACCGUUUUUUUGAGCAUGAAACAAACAGAGUGUGUAGCUGCUCAAUCACCGACAACAUUUCCGGCAGGUGGAGCCACCAUGAUUCUUUCAGCGUCUUGUUUACUGGACACAGAGACCAAGAACACGAACUGGACUUGGCUAUAUAUAUUCCUGCCUUGUGUUAUUCUUCUUAUAAUUUUCAUAUUAACAUGCCUUUGUCUUGUCUGGUGGUUGAAGAAAAGAGAAAUCCGAAAAGCCAGAUUAAAAGAGCCGCUUUUUGGAGCCGACCAUCCUUUGGGAGAGAUGUCGUUAAAACUUGAUGCACCGGCUUCGUUAGGUCUUCAAAACGGGUAUUUAGAUCGUAAAAGAGAUCUCCUCGAAAAGUCAUCUCCCACUAAAAAUAAUGGAGGUGGUGAUGAUAUUCUGGGAGAACAGUCGUUGAACCUUAACCUAGCAGCACAGACAUGGACAAAAUUUGAAGUUGGAAAGAAACAACCUUAUACAACGGCUGUGACCGGAUCAAACGGCUCUAUUGCAAACGGAAGCGCCCGUACAUCAAACGUUACAAACAGCACCGGUGGAAGAUUGAAAUCGAAAACCAAGAACUUUCUGACCACAAGAAUGGCAGCCAAUAGUUUUAAGGAAAGAGCUAAAAGCAAAUAUCCAAUAUCUUACGACAAGAGUACAAUAUCAUCUAGUAUACGUGGCCCGGCUCUGUCACUCCGAAGCAACGGUGUGUAUCCAGCACCGCUGUCAAAGCGGAGUAAAAGUAUCGUCUUGUCUAGACAGGCGUCUAAAAUUGAGUCAAGAUCUGUGUCUAGAGCUGGAUCGAGACCGCCAUCAAGAGCUAAUUCAAGAAGGGGAUCCAUAGAUAAUCUUGUUAUUUCUAGAAAUACUAGAUUACCUAGAAGUAAAACACUGGUAUUAGCCAAAACCUCGGAUUCAGAAGAGAAGAGGCCAGAAAUCUAUACAAUGCCAGAGGAGUAUGCAACUGAAGGAGAACCAAAUGAAGUAAUGCCUAAACGUCCAAAACCGACAGCUGGGACAAGCCUUAGAGACGCUUAUCAAUCAAUUAACAAGCGGAGUAACACUCAAUUAGCACUAAAGAAACCAGGAGCUAGCAGGGGGCCGUGGCGUUAGCAAAUGAAUAAACAA